CCCACUAUGCACCGGAAGCGCAUUAUUAAAGUCGGCGGAAGUUGUUGUACAAUCUUGUGUUUUGCGCGCUGCUGGAGCUUUUCUGCGCGAACCCAUUGCCAGUCUGAGGGAUCCUGGCAUCCUGCAAAUUAACGGCCUUUUGGGGCUAAGCUAGUCCUGAAUCACUACUUGGUUGUUUUGCUUCAUAACCUGUAAAUAUGGAGCAGAACAACAGCCUCACUCCUUUCACUCAAGGGCUGGCAUCUCCGCAGGGAGCCAUGACACCUGUCCUGCCCAUUUGCAGUCCUAUAAUGGAGUUCGGCACGGGUCUUACACCACAGUCAGUGCAGAACACCAACAGCUUGUCCCUUCUGGAGGAGCAGCAGCGACGGCAGCAGCAACAACAGGCAGCCUCACAACAGCAGGGUGGGAUGAUGGGAGCUGCAGGCCAGACACCACAGCUCUACCACUCGCAGGUCUCCACCACAACGGCACUGCCAGGCAACACGCCAGUGCAUACAACACCUCUCACCCCUAUGACUCCCAUCACUCCUUCCACACCGGCCUCAGAGAGCUCUGGCAUCCUUCCCCAAUUACAGAAUAUUGUGUCCACUGUAAACUUGGGGUGCAAACUUGAUUUGAAGACAAUAGCACUUCGAGCCAGAAAUGCUGAAUAUAAUCCAAAGCGUUUUGCUGCUGUCAUCAUGAGAAUACGAGAACCCAGAACAACAGCUCUCAUCUUCAGCUCAGGGAAGAUGGUGUGUACGGGAGCGAAAAGUGAGGUACAGUCUCGAUUGGCAGCCAGAAAAUAUGCCAGAGUGGUGCAGAAGUUGGGUUUUCCUGCUAAAUUCUUAGACUUCAAAAUUCAGAACAUGGUGGGCAGCUGCGACGUCAAGUUUCCCAUCCGAUUAGAGGGCCUUGUGCUUACACACCAGCAGUUUAGCAGCUAUGAACCGGAGUUGUUUCCCGGAUUAAUCUACAGAAUGAUCAAACCCAGAAUUGUUCUUUUAAUAUUCGUUUCAGGCAAAGUUGUACUUACAGGUGAGGUUAUUGUUGUAUUUAAAAUGGUAAAAAUAAUACCAUCUAAUGCUAGUAUAAUAUUACUACACUGAAGUUGCAUAAUGAAAGUUCCUUUAUUUCCAGGUGCAAAGGUUAGAGGAGAGAUCUACGAAGCAUUUGAGAAUAUAUACCCCAUCCUGAAAGGAUUCCGGAAAACCACGUAAUCUCGUUCUGUUAUCGUUGAUGAACUACUUCCUGAGCCCACCGUGUGACCUACGCAGUUUUAUUUACUUUUGUAAGCCUGUAAAUAUGAAGAACUCAUUUGCUUCACUCAGAAAGUGAACAGAUUUGAGCUUUAAAAUGC
Molecule: messenger RNA, 1342 nt
Organism: Carassius auratus (goldfish)
Lineage: Eukaryota; Metazoa; Chordata; Actinopteri; Cypriniformes; Cyprinidae
Product: TATA-box-binding protein-like
Exons: 7
Coding region: 198-1091 (297 amino acids)
Biological process (GO): DNA-templated transcription initiation
Molecular function (GO): DNA binding
Source: RefSeq, a predicted model, not a curated record